Messenger RNA from Heterobilharzia americana, 5179 nucleotides. Lineage: Eukaryota; Metazoa; Platyhelminthes; Trematoda; Strigeidida; Schistosomatidae. The record is from the annotation of a GenBank genome assembly.
GGAUAUUGAAGUCAGCGGCUUUCCGAAUACUACGAUUUUGUCUGUCCAAUUCGUACGCCACUGAUGUUCAUUUGUCCAGAUGAGCCUGGAUAUUGCAAAUUUGCUUAAUUGUGCAGCAUGCAGUAAACCAAAAGUCAUGAUACCUGCCAGUAAGCAGCUCACAGUUUUGACUGAAUCAAAGGAGAAUUGUAGUCAGUUGUGUUCAGCAAUCGCUGCAUGUGUUUUCGCGAGCGAUGAUCGUUUGUCUCCCGAUGGGCGUUUAAUCGGACUCAUCCACCUCAAAAAUAUUAUGUUUGAUGGCAGGGUUUGGCAAAAUAUCGACAUCAGGGUAAGAAAGCAUGUCGAAGCUCUGCUGUUUGGUUAUCUAUCUCGCGGUACAGAACACAAUGAACACUCCAAUUCAGUCGAAAGGGCUCCAAAAAGUGGCAUAAUUAUUGUGGAAUUAGUUGCUAAAUAUGUGAAAAGUGAGUGGCUGAAGAAUGACUGGUCUGACUCCUUCUGGCAUAAGCUUUAUGAUUGGUGUGCAUGGUCUUCUUUGCGAUCUGGAAUAAAAGCUGCUGGAAGCUUCCGCCUACCUCAGAGACGUCGUGCAUUUAAUGCUCUAGUCAGAAGUGUAUUGCCAAAUCUUAUAGAGUGUUUCCAGAGUGUCACAACAGAUCUAGUUAAGAAUAUUGACCCCAGCAUAAAACUAUCAAGAUUACUUUAUUCCUGCUUUUCUUUGACAGAUUUCAGUCCUCGCAUGUCUACACAAGACUCAAAAGAGUUAUUCGAAAGUGCUCUGACAGUUUCCCUUCAGACGUUAAGACUCGCAUUUCAAGAUCUAUUCGACAAUGAAAAGUUACCUCUAAUGUACAUCUUUCGUCGUCGUGUAUCAAAAUUGCUUCUUUCAAUGUUCUUGUCAUGUUCUUCAGAAGUUCGUAACUGCUUUAUUGAACCUGUAAUGGAGCAUAUUUUGGUUAUUAUCUCUUGUUCAGAUGGUCUAAAACUAUCCUACAAGAACAGAUAUGCAGUGAAAUGGCUUUUAGCAAUCGCAUACAAUGUACUGUGCUGCAAAUCUCCCGGAUAUGGAGCUUAUAUUAGCCUCACUGAACAGGGGAAACAGAAGAUGCAGGGUUGCUUGCCAAAUAUAGAAUCAGAAGCAGUUGCACUUAGAAACUGCCAAAACUAGUUUAUUUCAGUCUUUAAGCUUCACUGAGCAGUCUUAUGAUGUAACCACUUUCAGAAGUUAUUUUGAUAAACCCAUGUUAGCGUUUCAUCUUAUUGAGUUUCCCUAGCUGGGGGUUUGGAUUUAUUGGCUGUUGGUAUGAGUGUUGUUUUACAAGUCUUAGAAAAAUAUAUAGUGAUCCCCUGCACAAAGAAUGGUGUUUAGCCGACCAUAGGAGCCCUAUUUUCAGUAACCUAAAUCACCUUAACAGAUUUCUGCUACUUCGACUCGGUGGUCGGGCUUGUAUAUCACAGUGACCCACCGAGCUACACUAGCUGAAACACUUGUUCCUUCGACAUCAUUCUAUGCCAGGAAGAUCUGUUGGAUAGUGGUAAGACGGAAAGCAGCUACCGUCAGUGUAAAUUAAUGCGCUGUUAUGGUGGUUCAAGAGUAAAGUCGUACUGUUGACUGGUGGGAUGACAGCAGUAAGGUGUUUGCAGAUGACCAGCAGUAUCAUGCUGAUGCCUUCCCUAUGAGAAGCAGCAGGGGAGGGAAUAGAAGAGGCUGAGCUAAAAAGUAGCACAUUCUUUUCCCUGUAGUCUUCCGGUGCCUGCAGUAUGGGCCUUCCGUGUCCGGUGCUAGAACAAUCAGAUCUUAAACCAUCAAUUCUCAGAAGGCUGUGAGAGACCUUGAGCAGUUGUCCCGUGGACUCUGUGGUCGCACAAAUUUUUUCCCUUCUCGCUCAGAUACCCUGCAGAAACAAAUUCCACGGUGUGGGCAACCGGGAGCUGUCAGCCGCUCUCACGCUUCUGGUGGUAUACAAGACCCGAUCAAGCGCAACCUACCCUUCUUACCCCUAUCUCCUUCUUUGCUUUCACCUCCUGGUACUGAUACUGAGCCCCUUACAGCUUUCUAAACUUAUUAUCCUGCAACCUUUGGCAUCAAUACAAGUCAGCAAAAUACCGUUCCUAGUCUUUAGAGUCCAACAUUGACUUCAUAUUGGAGCUUUCAGCCUCCGAACACUGCCAAAUGCGUCAACGUGCCUCCAUUACCAGGAUUGGAAUCUCGAGUCGUGGUUGCAUGCUGUCUUUCUGCGCUAGAAUUAUGGAUGUCUCAGUCUUGUCUGUCGACCAGCGGACAUGUCAAUAAAAAGUGGACUCAUUUUAUGUUGUCACUCUUCGAACAUUGGUUUCUGCUUUCUGCAAAUGAAUUCCAACUUCUCACAACUAAUCCAGAAGCUUGCUUAGCUUCAGGUGGUAUAACCACUACAAAAGCAGGUAGUGAGAUAGAAGCACUUGAAGGCUGUAUUGAUCUGAAUUCCGUUUGGAAUGUUGAUUAUCAGGCGAAUGAACUUUGUAGAUGUAAUCUUCAGACAUUGUUGGGGAUCUCUGACAGUUCUCAGCAUAUGCUAACUGCCGAACCCUGUCGUCAGUUAGUAGAACUUAUAUUCACAGUAUACUGCCGUUUUUAUGAAGAGAAUAGUCCAAUAUUGUAUCAGAUUGUUGAGGAAAUAAAUGUUAGAAUAGACAAACCAUUUAUCUACGAAGCUAUUAUGCGACUCAUACAACUGUGCUUACCAUAUUUUGGUACUAAAGCUAAUUGGAUUACUUUAACGAAGCAUCUUCUGGCUGAAGGAUUAGUUCUAGGCAAUUCUAUACAAAACAAUCUUGGUUCACAGCCAUUAGAAGAUGAAAUUGCCCAUGUUGUUAUUUUAACCCGAACUCUAUGCCUUUUAUCGCGGUACAGCAUAGUGUGUAUUCCAUCAGAUGAUAUGGAGUCUUCGACAAUGAAGUUACGAUGUAUCGAUGCUCUUGGACACCUCAAUCAAUUCCUAUGUCGUCCAUCCAACUGGGGUCAAGAAAUAUCUCGAAAUCAAUUGAUGCUGUGUAUAAGAUUAGCAGCUGCAUACAGUCUUGCAUGGUUAUUACAAGAACCAGUGUUUCCUGAAGAUGUCUUAGCAACACAUGCAGAAAAUCUACUGUAUAAUAUACUUCUAUUGAUUCAGGAUGUCAAAGAAUGCGAAACACAAAUUUACUUAUUGACUGUAUUACGUAAUCUAAUCCAGCGAAUCGAUCUAAUUUCUUUCCCUCAACUUACAUCUCCUAUCUUAAGUACUUUAGAUCACUUAUGGAGUCUUAGUGGUCAAAGUGCUGCACUUCGUGCCAAUAUCUUGGAUACCGUAUGUCUUUUAGUUACUGAACUGAAUGCAUCUAAUGAAAAUGUUGAAUUACUUCCGGAAUUUAAUGCUUUAAUACGAAGUCCUGUAAUCGGAUUGAUUCAGAUGUCAUUAAGUCAAGUUAAAGAAAACAGUAUUAGUGGUUCAGAAACCUUAUUUGAACCAGGUCUUCGUUUAUGGGUUAGUCUGGUCGAAGGUAAUGGUUCAAUAUGGUCACCAGAUUUAAUCAACUUGAUGCCUGUAUUAGUCGGAGACAGUAUGCGUUUACUGCAGACUAGUGGAGAUUUAGCUACGAAUGGUUCAUUCAACCAACCUUUACUUGGUCGUGUGGAUUCAGGGGAACAGGUUGAUCUAGUUUUUCGUAUUGCUUAUGGAACCUUAAGGUUAGCUCAUAAAGCUGGUCGUGAUAUUCUACAAAAUUUUGUUAACCAAUGGUCUGAGCCAUUUUGGAUGUCUAUUUUGAUUGUCAGCUUGAACUGGAGUACAAAUGAACAGGUGAAUUUAGAGAAUCUUUAUUCUCAAGCUUCUUGUACAGGUGAUGAAAAUAGCCCAGAUGAGGAAUCAAAAUAUCGAUUGAGUCAAUUGAAGUUAUUCAUCUUAUGGUUUACAAUCUAUUUGGAUAUUAAAUGCUCUGAACAACAAACAUCUUUAUCUUCAAGUGCAAUUGGUUUACUUGUUUUGGCGGCUAGAUAUUGUCUAAUACGUGCACCUGAAAAUGCCUUCUCCGAUGUCAGUCCAAAAGCUACAGAACUUCGAUUGGAACUUCUCAGUAGAUUAGUACUAUAUCCGAAUAUGUGGUCCUACUUCAUCACUGUAUUGCGGUUAAUUCACAGACAUACUGAUGACAAAUUUUUUCAUAAUUUACACCUACUUUUACAAGAGUGUAACCCAAUGAUUAAUCAAGUGUCUUCAUUUUCUAUAAGUGAAUUAAGGAGUUUUUUACACUCAUCACUUACUCGAUGGUUAGGACGAGCUGAUUCACUUCCAACAUAUAUAGAUCGACGUUGUGUAGCUAUUGCUUCUAUAAUUUGUUUAAGACAAGGUGUUCAAUUAUAUACACUUAAUGAAAUUCAACUAGGUGAUCCAAGAUAUUUAGAGGAAUUGGCUGUAAAUGAUAGUUGGCAUGCUCAAUGGCUUGAACCAGUAAUUAAUCUUAUUGUACAGGUCCUUUAUGAUGAAGAUGAACUGACGAUACAAGAUGAAAAUAUUUUAUUCUAUUAUGUUUAUCCAGUUGGUAUUGCUACAAUGAAUGGUUUGAUGCAUCGAGUACGUAAUGAACUUGAUUUAUGGCAAAAACAGGUUGGUAGCUCUCAGAUGGCUGAUGCCUUAAUCAGAUGUUAUGUCGAUCCAGCUCUACGCCUCCAAAUAGAAAAUCAAUUAAAUCGUAGUUAUUAAUAUCAUCAAAAGAAUAUUUCCUUCAUAAUCCUUAUAAUUCUUUUGUAAUGUAAAAAAAGUUUUAUACCUAAUUGAAAAUGUUUUCUCAUAUUAUUUUGAUUUUGUGUUGCAUUCAGCAUAUGCCGUUGAAACAUACCGACAUCAAAGUAUAACCUUGGAGAAUUUAUCAUAGUUUGCAACAUUACUUUGAACAAUGUAUACUGGUGUAUCACUGUUGUCUAUUUUAAACCAUACUACUUAUUCUCUAACAUUUGAUUACUGCUAUCUCGAGUGCUUCAACCAGGUAAGUUAUAUAGUUUAGAUCAAAACUUCAUCGGUCGGUGCCAUAUCUUAGUUCGGUCAUCUUUAACUUUCUCUUUACCUUAUUCUGUUUCAAGUGAUAUUGCUGAUCGAGUUAUACGGUAAAUUGGUAGGCUUUAAUACAUUAACUCAGGCUAUUUCAAUCUAUGCGGGUCCAUAACUUC